GGUGGGCCGCCCAAGAUGGCGUCGCGUCCGCGGAGCCUGAGGAAGGAGGUGUAUUGGUAACCAGGGCGUGGGGAGGCGGGGGGCUGCCCCCACAGGCCUCGGCUGGACGCGCGCCCCACGGAGGGCUAUGAUUGUUCCGGGCUGCGUCUCAGGCGCUCGUUAAAGGUGCAGCUUGCCCGGCCAUGGCUCUGAGGGAGCUGAAAGUUUGCCUGCUGGGGGACACUGGUGUGGGCAAAUCAAGUAUUGUGUGGAGAUUUGUAGAAGAUAGCUUUGACCCCAACAUCAACCCAACAAUAGGAGCCUCAUUUAUGACCAAGACUGUACAGUAUCAGAAUGAGCUGCAUAAAUUCCUAAUUUGGGAUACAGCUGGACAGGAGCGGUUUCGUGCUUUAGCCCCAAUGUAUUACAGAGGGUCAGCAGCAGCCAUUAUAGUGUACGACAUCACAAAAGAGGAAACUUUCUCAACAUUAAAGAACUGGGUUAAAGAGCUUCGACAGCAUGGACCUCCAAACAUUGUUGUAGCCAUUGCAGGAAAUAAGUGUGAUCUUAAUGAUGUAAGAGAAGUCAUGGAAAAAGAUGCUAAAGACUAUGCAGAUUCCAUCCAUGCAAUAUUUGUAGAGACAAGUGCGAAAAAUGCAAUAAACAUUAAUGAACUCUUUAUAGAAAUUAGUCGCAGAAUUCCAUCAACUGACGCUAACCCCCCGUCUAGUGGUAAGGGCUUCAAACUAAGAAGACAACCAUCGGUGACAAAGCGCAGCUGCUGUUGACUGAUCCCUUAGAAAAACAGACUUGUUUAUACAGUAGGUGGUCUUGGAAGUUAAUGGUUCACGUUGGGUUUAUAUUAUCAGUCUUAGAUCUUUAUCUGCUGGUGUUCGUACACCCGAGGUCCCACAAAAAUGGACCAGUUCAUCUGAAAUCUGUAAACUUGCAGAAGAGACUGCAAUCAUAAUAUCAGCCUGUUUACUUAUGAAAAGUGUAGUAUCUCUUGCAUUCAAAGGGAAUCCAUCAUCACUUUUUUGGCCUUGCUUGAAAGGAAGGUGACUAUUAUGGAUGGUAGAACUGAAAUGUUUAAUAGUUUUGUAAUCAAGAUUUUGGGAUUUUUCUCGUAAAAAGGGAAAUGAGCACUUUGUGGGACUUAGGGGUGGGAGGAAUCUGGGAGUUAGAUGUCAUUUCUUCCUUUUCUUCAGUGAGCCUUAUUUUAAUUGUAGCUAAUCCAAAGUAUGAUGGGACAGCUGAUGUGAGAUGGCUACAUAAUAAGCAACUGAAGACAAUAGGCAAAUCAGUCCAUCCAGUCCCCAAAUCCCAUUUGCACUUUUUAUUUAAAGAUGAUAUGCGCUGGGGGUGGGGACAUGAGCAACAGAUCUUGAACCACAGACAAUCUCUUUUUCAUGCUGACAUUAAUCACUUUAAGGCAAACUGUUAUGCUUAUAAGCGUCUUUUUGUUCCUAUGAGGUUUUUAAUAUGAAGAUGUUGGUUGAAGAAAAUUUAGUUGUAGCUCUGACUAAAUUAAGUGGUUACUGACUGAAAACAGAUGCUGUAAACGGAUGCUGCCGGUGGUCAUGAUAAGACCUGAAAGUUUUUUGGGGAACGACUUUAAUUGCUUGGCAUGUGUAAAGUGUUCAUAUUAUAUUUAUGAGACCAGUGUUUAAAGUAUUAUAAAUUAUGUAAAAACAGUAAAAAAUAAUGCAAUCUUAUACAUUCUUGCCAUUCCACACCCAUGGAAAAACUCCUGGGGAAUCUCUAUUAGGUUUUUUCCUGCAUUUUAGGUAUUGUCACUGUGAGUUCACCCAGAGGCAGACUGAAAUUCUUACUCUUUUAAUCACAUUUGAAAGAGCCAAUAGAGAAUGCUGUUGGUGCAGCGUCUGGUCUGUCUGUUGAACAGGUUUUCAUCUGUGGUGCACCCAGUCUUGCCUGUUUUGGGCACAAAGAUACAAAUAGGCUGUAACCUUAAGACAUGUGGUAAUGUAGAUCGUUACCUCUUGGUUCCUGGGCUUUUUCAUCUGUGAGGGUUUUUAGCAAACCAGUGUAUAGGAUUUAGUACACUGUCAAUUAAGCUAUAGGUUGACCAUACCCAUUUGUACUAUUUUAUUUAUUUUUACUUUUUGUUUCCUACCAGCACUAGUGAGAAACUUUCUACUUUUGAAGAAAAAGAGCUUAAUAGACUUGAGUAUAUACUAAAAUAUGCUGUUUAGCUUUAGUAUCAAAAUGAGGUCGUGUUGCUGAUGCUUAUUCUUUCUUUGUCACCUGGUUUUUCUGUCAGCUCGAGUAUUGAAGGAAAUGUAGAAAAGUUUGUAAGAAAUGAAAGGACUUGUACUUCAGAUUAGUUUGUAUUAGUGAAAAUUCUUGUAGAGCUAUUCCGGAGCGAAACAGGCGAACUGUUACAGCAAGAUUUUGAAUGGGUCAGUAUGUUUUAAUGAGAUUUGGUGACUACAUUUUUAUCAUGCCUUUUACUCACCCUGCAUUGUCAAUUAUGCCUCCUUUGCCACAGUUGUACAGGCUACGUGCUUAUAGAGCGCCCAAGAAGUGUAUCUUCAUCAAAUGAAGGCUGUUUGAAACCCCAUUAAAACCUUGGUCCUUAACGAAGUGUCUUGUAGUAGAGACAGAUUUAUGUUUGGUGUUCAGCUGAUGUACAAUCUUCUUUUUUCUCUGUUGCUCAAAGCAAAUAAAUUAUGAAAACUUAAGUACUCUUGCAAAAUGCUUGAUGGAAAUAUAUUUGGUAAAGAAAGAACAGAGUAAGCUUGCUCUUGGGCAUAUUUUUAAUUAUUAAAAAGCAGGUUAGAAAUUAAAUGUAGAACUUCCCUAAUUUCUUUGAAAUAUCUUAAUUAUUACUCCCAGCAAAUUUUUUAAAAGUAAAUUGUGUGGUUAUCUAAUUCAAAAAGGUUUUUAAAACAUUCUGUGUUCACAGUGCUCCCAAAGUUUACUCUAUACCAAGAUACUAAAGCACCUGGUGUCUUAACUGUGAUACCGCUAAUACUGCUUUUAUUAAAGCUGAAAGUAAUAAAUCUGGAAAUUCUUUAAGUUGGAAAGAUCAUAGUUGGAGAAGGAAAGUCUCAUAUUGGGAAUAUCUUUCAUGUAGAUUAACAAAAAAAGGAAUUUAAUACUUUCUAAAUUACUGUUAUUGCUUGUUAGCAUGUGGUAAAAAUUGAGUUUAAAUCUGGUUUUUGGUGUGAUAUCAAAAAUGGUUUAACAGCAUUUAUCCAAGAUGUAUUGAGUUGAGGAGAAGAUAUUAGACUUUGGGCAAAAGUGAGAGCCAGGCUAGUAUUGAGAUUAUUCUAGUUCCUUCAGGGGAGAGAUCCAUAUAUCUUGGCAAAUCUUUAUGAACAGCUUUCUGAUCUAUCCUCACUUAUUUGCUAUACACCAAAAUUAGACUUUAAAAACAAAAAAAUACCCACCCCAAAACACUAAAAAAGCAGCAACAAACUGGCCCUUCUCAAAUGCAGCCAAGUCUUAAUGCCUCAGACUCCUUGUUUCUGUUUUGGAUCCGAGUGGAAUGCCAGCUCACUUCUCAUCCUUUUUGCAGUUCUGAUCUUGAAUUACUGCAGUUAAAGAAAACGUGGAAAUAGCCAGUGGUUCAGAUUGUCCAAACUACAAACGCUGAAAUGAGGCUGCUUAAGAUGUGCCGAUUUAAAAUGACAGGCUGUUGAUGUAAGUUCUUUUGAGCCAAGAUAACUGUUUAUUGAUGAGUUGGCCGUAGCUGAAAGCUGGAAUGCGGUCUUCCCUGGAUGAGAUGCACAUGUUCAUUGUUUCAUUUUUGCUGGUGAGAAAUGGUUUCUUCUAUGUUAAUAAUUUGUCAGGCCACAUGCUUUCAUCUUGCACUAGGCUUGCUGCAAUGGAUUCUGUUUUGUCCCCACACAGAUUCUCUGUUUGGAGACACAUUAGCCUUUGAGUGUUUGGAGUGCUGAUUGGCAACCAUUCCAGCUAAAUUUUUAAUUACUUUUGUUAUUUUGUUUAAUUACUUUUGUUGAAAAAGCUGAGGACUGAAGUUCUAUGUAUUCCACUCUGACUUUCUGUCAUCAUAGAGGCUGGACUUUCAGAUACUCUCAAAGGGAAUUAGUUGCUGCAGAGCAAGUUUAGAAGGGUAAAGUAUCACGUAUGUAAAAAUGUAAAGAGAUGCAUGUCAUAUCAUUGAUCCAGAGCAUUUUUAACUGACGAAGUAUGACUAUUUCAACUUCUAAACAACACCAGUUCUUUCCAAGUUAUAGAUUUGUACAAAAAUAUAAUUUGACAAAUGGUUAGUUCUUAAGCUUUAGAGCAGCUCAAAUGUGCUCCUCAAGUUUUGGAGGGUGUCUUCAUCUGACCCUUUCAAUUACUUAAACAGUUUCUUAGCUGACUUGCCAGGCUCUUCAUCUGUGCUAUAGGUGGUUUUGUAGUAUAUUUUUAAUAUGUGCUGAAAUCUGGCACACUAAAUGCCUAAAAUAGGUGAAAUCUUGAAGCUUAUGUUUAGUAACAGAAACAUCUGGUGGUCAAACCACUGAAAAUUGUCAUGGGUGGUUUGAAAAUUUCUAAGACACUUCUAAUGACCUUUGCUGUUGCCAAGAAGGUAAAGACUUCAUUUGUGUUACUAGAUCCAUGUUGAAACAAAACAAAUCAUUGCACUUGGAAUCCCUGCUGGUAUCAGUGAGACCCUUUAAGUGCUCCAGGAUCACAGUAGGUUAGAGGGGUGUUUUGUACAGACUGCAGCCUCUGCUAUGUGGGUGUAUGUAACACUGACUGAAUGCUACCAGCCUGCUCAAGAAAGAUUGCUCACAUGCUUGGGAAGAGAGGAGACAAUGUUUGCUGACUGAUUUGGACGUCUAAUCCUUUGACCUGCUCAAGAGGUAUGAAGUUCAUUGGGAGCUGUCUACGUUUGUGGUUAGAGCUUCAUUGUAAUUAUCAAAAUAUAAAUUAGGCUGAAUAUCUUGAAUGGUGUAAAAGUUGGCCUCAACAGGAUUUUGUUACAAAGUUAAUUCUAUAUUACUCAUCAACUUUAAUUUCCAGUAUAACAUAUUGAGUAAGAGUUGGAAAUGAAGCAUUAUCAGGGGUGUUUGAAAGACUUUCUUGUGAAACAGUCUGUAGUGUUUAUUAAGGAUGGUGUAGUCUAUUUGUGGUGUGCUAUCUCAGCAAUCUGCAGGGACUAUCUUUGGAAUUGAUGAUUUAGCGGACAGAAGCUGUCGGAACUGGGUAGCUCAUCACCCUGUAGCAAACCUCACUUAUAAGCAGCAAUAGCUACCUAGACGUAGAAAAAACUAAUUUAAAACAUGAGGAAAAUCUGAAUAAUUCACUGACUUAAACUUCUGCACUGCCUGGUCAUUUUCUAAAAAGCUUUGUGUAUCUCUCUUAAACACUUCAAGCCUCUAAAAGAGAGGCUUUUCUAUUCAUCAAUAAGAAAGGACAAAGUGUCUUAGGUUUUUUUAGCAGGAAGUUGUUCUCCAGCAAUCUGAGACUGUGUUUAUGCUACGAGCCAUUUAUUUGAAGCAGGAGAAAUGUGUGCUUGAACUAAGCUGCUGAAAAAUCCGCACAAAAUUCUCUAAAGAAAACGGUUAAAAUUUCAUGUUCUGAUCAUGUUCCUAGUGCUAGAUCACAGCCCUAGAAAUGGUAGGUAACAGAAGAUUUGUUCUAUAAAGACAGUGUGAAUUACCAAUCUAAGAUAGAAAUAUAGGUUCUAGUAUUAAAAAAAAGUCAUGUCAGCUGUCCUUUUCAGAGUCGUAUGGCUCUGGCUUGUCAGAAGAAACAGCUUGAAAACAUGUCUUUGUUUCUGAUAGAAGAAUUCAGGUGCCAAAAUGUAUUUCCCUAAAAUUAAUAGGCCUUCUGACACAAGGGUUUGUUUCUGAAAAAUUCCUUCUGGUAUUUUGAAGGUCUCAGAAGCUUGAAUGCAAACCCUUUCUUGGUCAGCUAGACUCAAAAAUGCACGACUUGGAAAAAUCAAACAAGCAUUACCAACUUUAUCCAUGAAGUGUCACGGAUAACAAAUCUUUCAAGGGGUAUAAAAAUGUGCUGAAACCCAAGAGUACUGCUGGGUUUAGUCUCUGACAUAACGAAAUGAUCCUAGGAUCAGCUUUUUCUUCCUUCCCCCUCAUAUUUUUGCCCCACUCAACUCUUGAUUUUUAUCAUAGUGUCAUCAGAGCGUACAUGCUGUAAACAGCUAUUUAAAAAUACUUAGAAAAGGUCCAGUGGCCUAGAGUUAUUUUGGCCUUCCUAUUUUACAUGGAAAACCAAGGCAAUAGGAUGACUUGUCCCCCUGAAAACUGGGACAGGAUUUGCUGAAACUGCUCUUAUUCUAGAAUAGACUUCUUGAAAGAAGUAAUUUUGCUUUUCCCGUUACAUCAUCCUGCAAGCUGGGGUUCUUAGAUUUUGUGCUUAGACACUAACAGUGAAUUCUAUUCAAGGAGCUAAUCACCUUUUGAAGGUACUCUUCUUUGUUUUCUUUGCUUAAUUUCUGUUAAUGUUUUCACAUGUAGUGUUGAACAAACCACCUGCUACUCUUUCAGAUGUCCAAGGAUACAGACCACUCUUGCUGUCACGCUCUUCAUCUGGGUGUGAUACUCCAGCCACUUUUUUUUGGUUAUGCUGUAACUCUGACACCCACAUAAAUUCACUGCUACUUUCUUGUUUCCCUUUUCCACAUUAUAGUAUGUAUUUCCAAUUAAAUCCAUUAUGUUUUCUUGACACUUUGUUCUUUGUGUCCCUGUGGGAUUUAGACAAGAAUAGGUGGUGUCUCCUGCUCCUCAGAGGCAGUGAAUAUUUGUAAACAAAAAGGUAAUUCAUUAGUACAGCUUUAUGACACUGUUAUGAAAAUACAGCAGCUGAGACAUGUACCACUAGUGUAUUACACCAGAUAGUGAGGACUAAAAGCAUAUUCUCCUAGGGGAGCAAAUAAUUGUAAGAUUCUAGUAAUGUGACUUAAACUCUUCUCCAUUUUAAUUUCCUUUUUUGUACCUUCUAUUUCUGAAUAUUGUGUAUCCAACAUUGAAAUUGUGACACAGAUUUAAGAUGCAGAAAUUGCAUUUCUAUAGCUGUAAGAAACUUUAGCCUUCUGGCAAUCUUCCCCCUUGCUCCCCUCACCCUCAGUACAGUGAAGACGACGUCAUUCGGAAGGUUUCUUCUGAACAAGAAACUUGCCAUUUGCGUUUGUGUGUUCAGGGCACAAAAAUAACCUGAUGUGCAUAUAGCUCUUGCAGUGUGUUAUAAAUGUUUGCCUGUAAAAUUCAAUGUGAAGGUUAACCUUUGUAUCGGCAUUUCUUGUCCAUUUUAAGAACAUUUUGCCUUUUUGUUAGAGGAUUGGGUUAACCUGUUACAAAGGUUGAAAGGUCUGUGCCUUCUUCUAGUAUCUCUUAUUAAAACAAACUUAAGCCGCUCAAAGUUACAGAGCAUCUGCAGCACUGUAAACUGCACAAAUUUAAAACCAUUGCUUCACUGCAUGAAAUGUAGUCGGGUUACUAGUGAUGAAAUAUUGUAGUGAUGAUUUCCCAAGCUUAUGAAUGUUUUGAGACUUUUUUUAGUCUUCUCUUGGGCUGGUCCUGAGAGCGUGUACAGGUUUGUCUGUAUUGUUGGUUUGUAGAUGCUAAUGAAGAAAACCAGGCUUUUGUUCUCUCCUUUUGGUUUGAAUUGUUACACUCCCAUAUAGUGCAUAGAAUGCAAACGAAGAAAUGUUGAUUUGGCAUAAUGUAAACAGCCUUUUCAGCUUAAGCAUUCGUAAUAAACUUUUAUAGUGUAAUAACAUGCUAAAUCACUACCAGUCUGAUGUAUUGUGCAAAAAAAAAAGGUGUAAACAUUUUAUUAAUAAAAAGCUUUGUUUAUAAA
This is a messenger RNA of Columba livia (rock pigeon), 7779 nucleotides long. It is a transcript of the gene RAB22A, whose product is annotated as RAB22A, member RAS oncogene family. The coding region runs from base 183 to 767 and encodes 194 amino acids. Gene Ontology annotation, molecular function: GTP binding; GTPase activity. The record is from RefSeq and is a predicted model, not a curated record. The transcript is spliced from 7 exons. Gene Ontology annotation, biological process: vesicle-mediated transport. Lineage: Eukaryota; Metazoa; Chordata; Aves; Columbiformes; Columbidae.